Molecule: messenger RNA, 3671 nt
Organism: Rhincodon typus (whale shark)
Lineage: Eukaryota; Metazoa; Chordata; Chondrichthyes; Orectolobiformes; Rhincodontidae
Product: uridine-cytidine kinase 2-A-like
Exons: 7
Coding region: 215-925 (236 amino acids)
Cellular component (GO): cytoplasm; cytosol
Molecular function (GO): ATP binding; kinase activity
Source: RefSeq, a predicted model, not a curated record
UCGUGGCGACUGUAGCCUGGGAUUCGAGUGGGACUGUGUCUCGAGCGGUUUCGUCAAUCCAGACUUUCGAAAACAUCCGCAUGGCGAGCAGGAGCAGCAAUGUGCAGGCGCGGUACCGGCCUCCGGGGCGAGGGUGCGACGCAGGCGCAGUACCGACGCCGGCAGGGAGGGUGCGACGUAGGUGCGGUACCGACGCGAGCGGGGAGGGUGAGGGAUGCACAGGCGCGGAACCGACGCCGGCUGGUCCUCUGUCUGUCAGAAAAUCGUUGAGCUGCUGGGACAGAAUAAGGUGGACCAGCAGCAGAGACAGGUGGUGAUCCUGAGCCAGGACAGUUUCUAUAAGGUGCUGACUGCAGAACAAAAAGCCAAGGCUAGCAAAGGGCAGUAUAACUUCGACCAUCCAGAUGCUUUUGACAAUGAACUGAUUCUUCGUACCUUGAAAGAUAUCAUCAAUGGCAAGACAGUCUCAAUUCCUGUCUAUGAUUUUAUUAAACACUCUCGAAAGUCUGAGAUGGUGAAGGUAUAUCCAGCAGAUGUGGUCCUCUUCGAGGGAAUCCUGGUUUUCUAUUCCCAAGAGAUUAGGGAUUUGUUCCAAAUGAAACUUUUUGUGGACACAGAUGCAGAUACCCGGCUAUCCCGAAGAGUGUUGAGAGACAUCAACGAGAGAGGGAGGGACCUGGAGCAAAUUCUGACACAGUACACCACCUUUGUAAAACCAGCCUUCGAGGAGUUCUGUCUUCCGACCAAGAAAUAUGCAGAUGUCAUCAUCCCCAGAGGAGUGGAAAAUUUGGUUGCCAUAAACUUGAUUGUGCAGCACAUUCAAGACAUCCUGACUGGUGGUCUGACCAAACGCAAUAGCUGUGUGAAUGGACACACUGUGCCCCGAAUUCGACAUACAUCAGAGUCUAGCUCACGCCCGCAUUGACCCUAACAACAGACAGGGGCAGGAGCAGGAUCAGUAUUAUUCAGCUCCUGGGUCAUAGGUGGACUCAGUGUGUGGAUGACCAAGCUUCUUCUUCUUCCUCUUCUUACAGACUCAUUUAACGAUGGGCCAAUGGUUCUGUCUCACCACAUGUAUCUGAUGGAAUUGAGUUUUAGGGGCCUGUGUCCUUUUGUACAGUAAUGUUUCAAUAUGUACCCAGAGUCAGCACUGAAUGUCUCUGUCUCUGACACCAGUGAGUGGAUAUUGGUCCCAUGAUUGUGCUAAGUGUUGCGCUUCCUGCUAUAUUUUUUUCCCUUGUGAUUUGGGUUUGGUAAGUGGGACAGUUUGCAAAGCAACCCCUCUCCUCCCUGACCCACAUUGCUUGUGAUUUUGAUAUCCCCUUUUCUUGUACUGGAUUGAUUACCUUGACCUACUUUCCUCUGAGUAACUCCACAAGAUCUCAUCCUGAAGGUGGCUGUAUGUUAAUUUCUCCCCCAGGCUGUGUGGUUGAGAGUCUGCAUUGUGGUCACAGCUUUUGUUAAUUUUCAAUUCUGAAAUGAUGUCAGUAUUCCCUUGGAAACUUGUCUGAGCUGCUCUAAUCUGUACAGCAAGGAUAUUACUUUGUCAGUGUCAGCUUGAAUUCUCUGCAUGACCUGAUUUCAUCCCUUUUUUUUUUAUUGUCAGCUGAUUUCACUACCUGGGCUCUCUAAAUACUCCUGUCUUGUCUUCUAUGUGGUGCCUGCUGCUACUACAACUAUAGUGUCACUGCCAAGUGAGGUUUAUACCUUUUAAUCCACUUCUUAAUGCCUAAAAACCAUGAGAAAUAACCCCAAUAUUGACAUCAAGAAAUGUGAUUACACUGUUGGAGUGAAUUAUUGGGAGGCCCUAAGGUUGUGAUUAGUGCCACUUAUAAAUACCAGCCUUUUCUCAAUGAUACUACUGACCAGCAAGUCAGGAAGAGGAGGAGCCCAGUCUACAGUUCAAUGAGAUCAUAGCUGAUCUACACCAUGACUCCAUAAUCCUUUAGACUCUUGAUAGCAAACACUCUUGAUCUCUAAUUUAAAAAUUGAUAAUUGCACUCAUCUCAUACUUUUAUGUAAAAGUUUCACUUUUUUUUUAUUUUUUGUGUAGAAGUGUUUCAUAACUUUUUUUCUCCUUUCUCUGAGUGAAUUAUCUGGUUUUGACUUUUUUUACGGUUAUGUCUCCUUGUCAUAGCUUUGUUAGUAGAAAACAUUUACUUCUAUCUAGCCUGUCAAAUAUCAUCAAAUUUUCAUAGUCAUACAGCACAGAAAUAAACCCUUUGGUCUAACCAAUCCAUGCUGGUCAUAAUCCCAAACUAAACUAAUCCCACCUGCCAGCACUUUGCCCAUAUCCCUCCACACAUUUCUUUUUCAUGUACUUAUCUAAAUGUCUUUUUAAAUGUUGUAACUGUAUCCACAUCCAUCACUUCCUCAGGAAGUUCAUUCCACACAUGAGCCACUGUUUUUUAAAAAAAACAAAAAAAAUUGCCCCUAAUGUAUUUUUUAAAUCUCUCUCUUGCUCUGUUAUCUUUUUAAAAAUAUGCCCCCGAGUCUUGAUUUCCCACCCUAAGGAAAAGACACCUUUUUUACUUUUACCUUCUGUAUUCCAUGGAAUACAAGUCUUUUUUUAAUGUAAUUUCUCAUGACCUAACCCUUUGAAGUCUAACAUCAUUCUGCUCAAUCUCUGCUAGUAUAGGGCAUUGUAUCCUUUUUUUUUUUUUGGGGUGACAGACUUGUCUUCUCUGACAAAUUCCAGCACCACCAUUCCCCCACUCACAUUCAAUCUCUCCCAGUGCUCUGGGUGUGCUGAGUAUCUUUCAAUUUCACUUGCUUUGUGUACCUUCGCUCACCCAAAAGGCUGUUAAUUGAGUUAGGUCUACUCAGUAUUGGAGAGAUAAUGGUUGAGCCCCAGCCCUUAUCACCAAGGCCCAUUGAACAGUAGGCAGGAGCAUUUGCUGAUUUACACUUUCCUGAUCCAAGACUGCUCAGAUGUUUGAUUCCAGGUGCUCGAUGUAGUCAUUAAAUAAAAAGUAGCUAUUUUUGAUCAUAUCUUGGAUUUGGCUGAUCCAAUUCUGUGAUUGGGAGACUCUCCCAAAUGCUUGGAUCUCCCUGGUUUCCUGUCUCUGAUCUGCAAUGUCUGUGUGGAAUGUGCAAUUACCUGUAUUGCUACUCUUUAACAGGUUAACCGUCACUCCUUGAAAAUGAUGCUCCGUUUCACUUUGUAUGUCAGUGAAACCCAAGCUGGAAGAAUCAAUAUCAAUGUGGGCCCUCUAUGAUCACAUUUUAUUGGAUGUUAAUUGCAACUAAAGUUGUUUAAAAUGCUGAAAUUCAGAAAAUGAGCACAUAAAGUAUGUCUCCAGUUCAUUGCUGGUGGAGUUCCUUCAUCUCUCUGUUUAACCCUGAAACCCACUGGUGGGAUUGGUGAUCUGUAUGAAGUGGUCCAUUGCAUAAUCUGCCUAUGGUGUCAUCUGUACUUAUUUCAUGUUUGGUGAUGUAAGACGACAUUAAUCUUUCAACACAAAAGCAAACUGUUUGUGAUACCAGCAGAUGGUCAUGCUGGAUGAGUUAAAUUCCAGUAUGAAACAUGGCUUGAUAGACCAUGAGUGUUUGUUUUUGCUGUUUGGUUACUAUGGAAGUUAGUCAUUUAACAUGGUCAAAACAGACUGCCGACGUACUGUUAACAAAAGAAUAUCAAAAUCUAUUUUGCACAAGAGAAAAAAAUUAUUGCA